Paramecium sonneborni is the source of this 1443-nucleotide messenger RNA. The record is from the annotation of a GenBank genome assembly. Lineage: Eukaryota; Ciliophora; Oligohymenophorea; Peniculida; Parameciidae.
AUGAGUCAUUAAGGAGUACUGUCAUCCAAGUAAUAAGAAGCAGCCUUUUAGAAAAUUCUAAAAAAGCAAUGUAAUGCAAUUUGUGCAGAUUGUUCAUCAAAAUCUCCAACUUGGGCAUCUUUAGAUUUUGGAGUUUUUGUAUGUUAUAAUUGCUCAGGUAAAAUAAUAAAUAAAUUUAUUUUAGGAUAACAUAGAGCAUUAGGAUAAAAUAUAACUAGAGUGAGAUCAACAAAAUUAGAUUGUUGGACUUAAGAAAACGUUGAUAUGAUGGAUACUUUGGGAAACGAUUAAAAUGAGUAAAUUUAUAGUGAAUAAAAUUAGGUAUUGGGAAAGCAGAUUGCAAAAAAAUUAUAAGAUACAACCCUCUGCUACUCCAGAAGAAAUUAAACUUUUUGUAUAGGAAAAGUAUGUUAAAAGAACUUGGGUAAAGUAGGGUCAGGCUGACCCGAAAACUAGAUAUACAUAAUGUCUUAUGAGUGGAGUGCCUUUUAGAGUUUCAAAAACUAAUACAUUUUUUAGUGAAAAUGGUACCCAAGGAUAGCAAAUGAAAAAUGAUUUGAAACAAUUCCAUUCUACCUAAUAUUAAGGAAUAUAAAGAAAUAAUAGGUAAUUUAGUAUAGACUCCAAAUAAAUAUAGAAAGAAGCUAAUCUAAUCUCUCCAGAUAAGGGUAAAGAGUUUGAUUGGAAUUCCUUUAAUCAUUUUUCUACUUUUUCUGGUAUACCACAUAAUCACACAUUUUAAACUAAUCAAUAAGAAAUACCUCCUAAAAAACAAUAACAAAAUGAAGAUCAACCAUUAAGUUUCAAAGCAAAACAUAAUAAUUUAAAUGAAUUUGAUUUACUAACAUAUUCAAUCUAAGCUGAUAAUUAAUAAUUUUUAUCACAUAAUCCAACACAUUCCUCGUCAUAACAAUAAUCAAUUCAUUCUUAAUUUAAUACUUACAAUCCAUAAUUAAAUACAACAACUUAAUCUUUGGCCUAAGUUUAAAAACAGGCUUAAAUAUAAUCAUAAUAACAAAGUAAUUAAUAAAUAAAUUAGUAAUAAUAACAAUUCUAAUUGUUAAAUUUGGAAAAUAAUACUUUUGGAUCUAAUAAUUAGUAAUAAUUUUGGGGAUAAUAAUCAUAUUAAUAACCAUAAUAGCAAUAACCUUAAUAAUAUAAUUAAGCAAGUAGUAAGCCACCACUUCCAGGAAAAUAAAAUGGUUAAGUUAAUAAUCAAAAUACAAAUUAGAAAUAACCUUAAAUAUAACAAUAAUAGAUGAUUAAUUAAAAUAAUUAUCAAACUGUUAAUUGUAAUCAAUAAUAAGGAUAAUAAUAAUUACUUUACUAAUAAUAAUAAGGAUAACAAUAAUUACUUUACUAAUAAUAAUAAUAAAAAUAAUAAUAAUAAUAAUAAUAAUAAUAAUAAUAAUAAUAAUAAUAAUAAUAAUAAUAAUAAUAAUA